Messenger RNA from Rosa chinensis, 1296 nucleotides. Its product is annotated as pentatricopeptide repeat-containing protein At5g13270, chloroplastic. Gene Ontology annotation, biological process: RNA modification. NCBI's taxonomy places the organism in Eukaryota, Viridiplantae, Streptophyta, Magnoliopsida, Rosales, Rosaceae. The record is from RefSeq and is a predicted model, not a curated record. The coding region runs from base 1 to 1296 and encodes 431 amino acids. Gene Ontology annotation, molecular function: RNA binding; protein binding. The transcript has a single exon.
AUGGUAACUGGGUUUUCUCAGAACUUGAGGUUCUCCGAGAGUUUCAAGGCCUUUUCGCAGAUGAGAAUUGCUGGGGAGAGCCCGACCCAGUUUGCAUUUGCAAGUGUCAUCAGAGCUUGUGUGGUUCUUGGGUCGGUUGAGAUUGGGAGGCAGCUGCAUUCUCUUGCUUUGAAAUUGGGCUUGGCUUGUGAGUUGUUUGUGGGCAGUAACUUGGCGGAUAUGUAUUCGAAAUGUGGGUUCAUGGUUGAGGCUUGUAAGUUUUUCGAGGAAAUGCCGAGUAAGGAUGCUGUGUCUUGGACUUCGAUGAUUGAUGGGUAUGCAAAAAGUGGGGAUUUUGAGGCAGCUUUACUGAGUUAUCAGAGGAUGAUCAAUGAUGGGAUUGGUGUAGAUAAAUAUGUUGUUUCUAGUGCAUUGAGUGCUUGUUCUGCACUGAAGGCUUGUCAGUUUGGAAAGUGUGUUCAUUCGACGGUUGUGAAGUUAGGAUUGGAAGUAGAGGUUGCUGUGGGAAAUGCUCUGGUUGAUAUGUACUCGAAAUCAGGAGAUAUGGAGAGUGCUUUAAAUGUGUUUCAUGUUCACCCUGAGUGUAGAAAUAUUGUGUCGUAUUCCUCUCUGAUCAAUGGUUAUGUCGAGAUGGAUGAAAUCGAGAAGGCUUUUAGUGUGUUUGUUGACCUGCAGAGGGGGGGGGGAGUUGAGCCUAAUCAGUUCACAUUCUCUAGCUUGGUCAAGGCCUGUGCCAACCAAGCUGCACUUGAACAAGGGAUUCAACUUCAUGCUCAGGUGAUCAAGUUUAAUUUUGAUAGAGACAAUUUUGUGUCUUCUGUUCUUGUUGAUAUGUAUGGAAAAUGUGGGUUACUUGAUCACUCAAUACAAGUGUUUGACGAGAUAGCAAACCCGACUGAAGUUGCAUGGAAUUCGUUGCCAAGUGUAUUUGCAGUUAAUGGCUUAGGAAAUGACGCCUUGAAAACUUUUAGUAGAAUGGUCCGGGCAGGAGUGAAACCAAAUGCAAUAACAUUUAUCAUCCUUUUAACAGGUUGUAGCCAUUCUGGAUCGGUAGAGGAAGGUUUAACGUACUUUUACUUUAUGGAGAAAACAUAUGGCAUGGUACCUAGAGCUGGACAUUACUCUUGCGUUAUUGAUUUACUUGGCCGGGCUGGAAGGCUUGAAGAGGCCGAAGAAUUCAUUAACAGCAUGCCAAUGCAGCCAAAUGCUUUUGGAUGGUGCUUUUUUCUUGGCGCUUGCACAAUUCGUGGUGAUAAAGAGGGGCAAACUGGCAGCAGAGUAAUUGAUACAGCUUGA